Messenger RNA from Cavia porcellus (domestic guinea pig), 3602 nucleotides. It is a transcript of the gene Pip4p2, whose product is annotated as phosphatidylinositol-4,5-bisphosphate 4-phosphatase 2. Gene Ontology annotation, molecular function: phosphatidylinositol-4,5-bisphosphate 4-phosphatase activity. Gene Ontology annotation, cellular component: late endosome membrane; lysosomal membrane; phagocytic vesicle membrane. Gene Ontology annotation, biological process: phosphatidylinositol dephosphorylation. Lineage: Eukaryota; Metazoa; Chordata; Mammalia; Rodentia; Caviidae. The record is from RefSeq and is a predicted model, not a curated record. The transcript has 6 exons. The coding region runs from base 124 to 747 and encodes 207 amino acids.
CCCCGCCCCCGCCCCCCGCCUCCCGCCUGGUGACACAGCCCGGGCCUCCGGCGGCCGCGCCAGUGCUGCCCUCCACCUCCGCCGGCGCCGCACCUGGGCCCGCGCCCUGCAGCCCCAGCAGUGAUGGCUGCGGACGGCGUGGACGAACGCUCGCCUCUGCUGUCCGCAGCCCACUCGGGAAAUGUCACUCCCACCGCCCCACCGUAUUUGCAAGAAAGCAGCCCCAAAGCAGAACUCCCACCUCCGUAUACAGCCAUUGUCAGUCCAGAUGCCAGUGGUAUUCCCGUAAUCAACUGCCGCGUGUGCCAGUCUAUAAUCAAUUUGGAUGGCAAACUUCACCAGCAUGUGGUUAAGUGUACAAUUUGCAAUGAAGCUACGCCAAUCAAAACCCCCCCAACAGGGAAGAAAUAUGUUAGAUGCCCUUGUAAUUGUCUCCUCAUUUGUAAAGACACAUCUCGGCGAAUAGGAUGUCCGAGACCCAACUGCAGACGCAUAAUUAACCUUGGUCCAGUAAUGCUUAUUUCUGAAGAACAACCAGCUCAACCUGCGUUGCCAAUCCAACCUGAAGGUACAAGAGUUGUGUGUGGGCACUGUGGAAACACUUUCCUGUGGAUGGAACUAAGGUUCAACACUCUGGCAAAAUGCCCACACUGCAAAAAAAUAGUCUCACUAAGUUGCUGUGAUACUCCUGCCUCAGCAUUCCACAGUACUGGGAUGACAGGUGUCCUCCAUUACACCUGGAUAUAAGAGAAGAUGUUUUGAUUAAAGACUGUGGCUUAGUGUUGGAGGUCUUGAAGAUUAUGCCAAUAAUCUUGAUUUUGUAGGAAAAGUCAUGGGAAUUACUGGAGUGUACUAUUGUGCUCAUAUAUAUGAUUUAUUACACCAAAAGAAUGUAAAACAAAAUCAAUAAAGGAAAAAAGGCAAAUGGGGCAAAACUUGAAGGAAACCAAGUGGAAGCCUCCAGAGUUCCUCUCCCAGUGGAGUCCUCCAGCAAGGAAUUGUCAGUGUGCAUGCAAAAUUUUACCCAGUAGGACAGCUCACUAGAGACUAUGCUCACUUGGUUAGAUCACUUAGGAACCCAUUGCCCGGCAUCUACCAAAGUUCAGUCACUCAGAAAGAAUACAGGCCGGCAAACCACAUUGUUUACACUUUGUAUUUUUAUCUAUUUAUGUUUUAGUACUGGGGAGUGAACGCAAGGCCUCUUGCAAGGCAAGCUGCAUCUCUGGCCUGUUUUAGCUUUUAUUUUAGUGUAGGUGCUCUGAAGGGAGCACGUUUUUAUUUUGAGUCAAGGUCUUGGUAAGGCAUCUGUGUUGCCUGAGCUGGGCCUGAGCUUGUGAUUUUUCUGCCACAGCCUCCUAGAAUGCUGGGAUUACAGGCAUGUGUCACUAGCCCCAGCAUACACAGCAUCUAUUUUGAUAAUGAAUUUUUAAAUUAAAAUUAUUUUCUAUUCAUAUGUAUAAAAUAUAAUAAAGUAAAUCAAACUAGAAUGUUUUGACAGUUCAAUUUUUAUAACUGAGGAUAAAGAAUCAUACUUUAUACCUUACCUAUUUUGAGAGUAGAGAAAUCUUAAGAAAAGUUUCUAAAAAGAAAUAAUUAAAAAGUAUCUGAAAAGUAGAGAAUGUGUAAUAAAAUGUCUCCAAUUUAUCUUUGCUAGUUCUGAACUCACCUAUAUAUAGCCUUGUGUGAAUAAUUUCUUUACAGUCUAUUUUUAGCUUGACAAGACCAGAUAUUUCAUUUUCUUAGUUGUGAAAUUAAUCAUCCAAAUUCUUAACUUUCCUAACUCUAGUAGAAAUCUGUACCUGGAGACACAAAAAAUGCCCAGAAAAAUAUACAUUUGAAUGAGAUACUGCCAUUCACCCCAAUAAAUGUAAUAAACAAGUAAAUGAUUCAUAUUUUUGUGUAUUCUUUUAUAAAAUACAAAAUUAAAUUAUAAGUCUUUCCACCAAGAUUAUUAAAUUGGAAAAAGAAAAUUAUGGAAAGUAGAAAGCAGAGUUAUUUUGGAAUUAGCACACUGUGGUGCUAAGUCCACUGAUAGUUCCUUCAUGUUUAUAAAUAAUUAGCUGGAAUCCUUUCAGCAAUCCUGAAAUUAAAGAAUUGUAUCUUCUUUUCACAGAUAAGGAACUGUUAAGAGAGGUUAAGGAAUUUACCCAGGGAACAUGUAUGGUUAAUUCUUUUAGAACAGUGGUAAAGUUUUUACUGAUAAUAAAGAAGAAUUGAAUGUCUAAACAGACAUUGGAUCACAGGAAAGUGUGUUAAUAUAAAGAAGAAUUUGUACUUAGGGAACAACUUACAGGAAUUUUACAUGGAAUGAAUCAACUUAAUCAUCACUAACAGGAGGGUUUGUAGGAGUGGGGUCACAUGCUAAACAUGGGAAGAUUUGAGCUUUCAUUACUAGGGGACAGAAGAUGUUGUCACAUGAACACCCAUGGCUGCUAUUUUCUUUUUGAAUGGUCUUCUUUAUAACAACAUAAUGUUGUUAUAGAUCUGUUGGGCUAAGAUUCUGAGACAGACAUUUGUUUCUUAAAUAUAAAUAUCCUAAAACUUCUUUUGAGUUGCAAAAUCAUUACUAUGAAAUCAGCAUGCCGUGUGCAGGAAGCUUCCCCAGAGGUCCUAAGGAAAAGGAGCGUCUUCUCAUGGCCCUAUUUUCUUAUGCAGGAACUUAGGCUGUUGCAGUUAAAGGUUGCUGUUUUUCACCUUGGCAAUUUAUGACCACCAUCCAAAUGAAGAUGUAGAUUUAGCAUUCUGAAAUAGAAUUUGGACAUAAUUCAAUGCAAUGUUAUAGGGGACCUAAGCCUAAUGGAGGCAUUGAUUUAAUCUAUGGUAUUUCUCACUGAAUGGCUUUUGCUCUGUCUAUAUCACUGACGUAUUUAUUGCAUUGUGAAUCACCUCCUGCCAUUUUAAAUAACAGCAGAUUCUUAGUAUCAGAUAAUGUCUUUUUACUUUGUUUUUUUGUGAUUUUGUAAAUAUUCAUUAAUUUAAAAACAAUUCUGUGUUUGGUACUAGGUGCUUUCAAUAAGAGUAAAAUCUUGCUGUCAAAGGAAUUCAUUUUACAGACAGCAAGAGAAACAGGAGUAGACAAUUACGAUAAAAUGUUAAGUGCUUCAAAGAGGUAUGGUCAGUGUGCUGUGCUUUGAAGACUGGAGGAGAAGGGAUCAAGAGAAAAGUCUUCAGGAGAAAGGGACACAUGAACAGUUCUUAGCAGAUGAGGGCUGUGAUGUGAGAGGAGGGCAGGGUGGUUCACUGCAGAGGCAGCCACCUGUACAAAGGUACAGAGAAGUCGAUCAGUGUAGGUGUGCUAUUAAGGAAACAGAUAAAAUGUGCAGGGGUAAGGGAGCAAGAUGGUUGGGGUCAAGGAUGAACUGAGUUCUUAGGGGCUACAGAACCAUUCACUAAAAUAGAGCAUACAAUAUCUAAAGAAAGAGAUAUGCCUGGCAGAGAAUGAUUAAUUCAUAUUGAAUAUAGUAGAUAUAGAGACCUCUAGGUUUGUUAGAUUUUCAAAAUCUUCACCCCAUCUGCUUUUAAAUCCUUCACUCUGUAUAGCAUGUUAAAUGUGUGAAUUGUAAUUUAAGCAAAGUAAAUUAAACUGAAAUGUUUGAUCAGUA